Laetiporus sulphureus 93-53 is the source of this 549-nucleotide messenger RNA. RefSeq lists its product as uncharacterized. The transcript has a single exon. The annotation marks the transcript as partial. NCBI's taxonomy places the organism in Eukaryota, Fungi, Basidiomycota, Agaricomycetes, Polyporales, Laetiporaceae. The record is from RefSeq and is a predicted model, not a curated record.
CUGCCUCAGCUUCCGAUUGAGGUGUGGGAGAACGUGAUCAACCAUCUCUGGAACGCCCAGCGGGCUUUGAGGGAGUGCAGUCUCACCUGUCGAGCGUGGUACCCUCCCAGUCACUUCCACUUGAUCGGUUGGGUCGAGAUCCGGAGUGUUCAGGGUGUAAAGGCCUAUGCGAAGAUGCUGAAGCAGACGCCCGAGGUGUCGGAGCGGGCACACGAUAUGAACAUAUGGGGUGGUGGUUGGUCAGACUUGUCAGCACUGUCGAUGGCGGCGAUGCUGCUCGCUCGCAAGCUGCCCCGGCUGGAGCGGCUCACAAUCGGGGAAUCAAAGUGGCAGCCAUGGACGAUGCACAAAGACAUAUUCCUGCAUCUCUCCGGCUUCUCUGUCACUUGCCUCAAUCUCAUUCAGGUCACAUUUCCGUCGGUCACUGUCUUCGGGCGGCUCGUCUGCGCUCUGCCGCACCUUGUCGAGCUCCUAUGCUUCGAACUGCAGUUCACAGAUGACCACUUCCAUCGUGAUACGUUCGGUUUAUAUCACAACCGCGUCAAGAUC